GCCAUGUCCAUGUAUGACUACAGCCUGGUCUGUAAUUUCCCCAAGUGCCGAGGCAGGCUGAGCGGCUUUGCCUGGGUGACGGCCUGCUCUCAUAUCUUCUGUGAUCGGCACGGUUCCGGUGAGUUCAGCCGCACUCCGGCCAUCUGCCCUGCCUGCUCCUCUGCCCUGGCAGGAAAACUGGACAUCGUGCGCACAGAGCUGGCACCUUCAGAGCAGUACAAGGCCAUGGUUUUGGUAGGAUUGCGACCUGAGACCGUCCUGGAUAUCAGCCAUCGCGCACUGGCCUUUUGGACAUACCAGGUAAACCAAGAAAGGUUGCUUAUGGAGUACAGUUUGUCCCGAGCAGAAAUGCAAGUUGGCCAAAUGGAGAAGCUGAUGGCACAACAGAACCAAUCCAAAGAGCAUGAACUGAACGCAUUGCGAGAGGAGAUUGCAACACUCAAUAAGAGGCUGGAGGAAUAUAAGCGAAAAUAUAGUGAAGUUUCAGAACUUCUGGUGAAGAGAAACAGACAGUAUCAGAAGCUUCAGGGACUGUUUGAGACUUUGAGGCUGCGUACCAUGGAGGCUUCUGACAAAGACGGACUGAACCAGGCUGCCCAUGUUUUCCCCUCUGGAAUAAUUAGGCAGCGCUCUCCCCACACCACUCCUCCUUUCUUGGCUGUGGGUCCAGAAGGUGAGAAGCCCUUCACUUCUUUCCUAGAACCAGAGGGCUUCAAGAGCUUUUUCCAGUUUAGCUCUCCACCAAGAGAGAAAGGGUAUUCCUUUAUAAAGAAAAACUGA
Molecule: messenger RNA, 780 nt
Organism: Neoarius graeffei (lesser salmon catfish)
Lineage: Eukaryota; Metazoa; Chordata; Actinopteri; Siluriformes; Ariidae
Product: E3 ubiquitin-protein ligase CCNB1IP1
Exons: 4
Coding region: 4-780 (258 amino acids)
Biological process (GO): reciprocal meiotic recombination
Cellular component (GO): synaptonemal complex
Molecular function (GO): ubiquitin protein ligase activity
Source: RefSeq, a predicted model, not a curated record